Aspergillus steynii IBT 23096 is the source of this 2030-nucleotide messenger RNA. RefSeq names its product putative F-box protein (Pof7). The coding region runs from base 218 to 1855 and encodes 545 amino acids. Gene Ontology annotation, molecular function: protein binding. Gene Ontology annotation, cellular component: SCF ubiquitin ligase complex. The record is from RefSeq and is a predicted model, not a curated record. The transcript is spliced from 2 exons. NCBI's taxonomy places the organism in Eukaryota, Fungi, Ascomycota, Eurotiomycetes, Eurotiales, Aspergillaceae. Gene Ontology annotation, biological process: SCF-dependent proteasomal ubiquitin-dependent protein catabolic process.
GACUUCUCAUGAGUUGUCCUGACGAGUUUGUCCUGCAUCGAAAUGGCGUUUUGAGGUCUUGAUCACAUUAUUGGAUUUCCCUGGGAUUGGCUCCUCAUUGAGUUCUCCUUGAGUCACCUCGAUCUGAUCUCGGUCGAGAGCUCUGGCACACGCUUAUCAAUCACCGGUACCAUCCGCCACGCCCACUUCCCUACUACGGACAACCACCGUCGCAAUCAUGGCCGACAACGCCGAACUCGAGUCGUUUCGUCGCCAAUGGCGUGAAGAAGUCGCGCGUCGUUCGAGACCUACUCCGGCCCGGCCGUCGCAACCAAGACAGACGGCCCCCUCGUCAGCCCGCCCAAGUCAGUUCCCACCCAGUCGCCACGAAGUAUCCGAGCGAAAGGAGAUCGAAGAUGAGGAAGGGGCAGUAUCGUUCGACCAGGGCGAAAUUGUCCAGGGUGUCGGUCAAUUAAACCUGAGCGCAUCGGACGAGGAUGCCUUCCACUCUCAAAUGCCCCGGACCGAGCCCAAAUCGGCCCUCGAGCACUUCGAAAGAGCGGUCGAGAAGGAGGCGGAGGGGAACUUGGGGGAUAGUUUGCAGCAUUACCGGAAGGCCUAUCGGCUGGACUCUGCAGUCGACAAAACGUACCGCAACAAGCAUUUUGCCUGGGCGUGGAAGAAGCCGGCCCAAGCUGCCGCCCCUUCGAACAAGACGGCUCCCGCCACGAGUCAACAGGCCGGCGAUGCUCCUGAGACGUUGCCAACGUCGGAACUGAUCGCAUCGUUUGCCAAUCUUCCCAUUCCGCAGGCGGAGCCCAUUAUUGAGAACACCCCUCCGCCUCCCUGCCCCAUUGCGAACGUCCCGUCCGAGGUCUUGGUCGAGAUCUUCCGACAUGUAGCAUUGAUGGACCCUGCCUCUUUUUAUCGGAGCUCAUUGGUCUGCAAACGCUUUGCCUACCAUUUUGCCAAUGAACAGCAUAUCUGGAAGCGGGUCUGCCAGGGCUCUGAAUUCGGCUUCAAGGCAAUGCAUUACUCCUUUGCCUGUGACAUUGUGGGCCACCGGGAGUACACUUUGGGCCCGCGCUAUACGCUCUUCCCCAUGAAUUCUCCGGUUCAAAUCCCGGAACCAUUGUCUUCCUGGGGUGAGGUGUUCCAAAUGUUCCCCCGCAUCCGCUUUACGGGCAUCUACAUCAGCACGGUCAACUAUACCCGUCCGGGUGCGGCUUCAGCAUACCAAAACGUCGCUUGGAACAGCCCGAUUCACAUCGUCACCUACUACCGAUACCUGCGGUUUUACCCUGACGGAACUGUGAUUUCCUUGCUGAGCACUGUGGAGCCGCUGGAUCUGGUCCCUCACAUUAGCAAGGAAAACGUCUUGGCGGCGCGGGCAAUUUCUCAGAAGCAGCAUCAUCGUCAAACCUCGGAAGGUGGAACUAUGUUAUCUGGAGCGCAGGAACCAGUACCCCCUGUCGCGAUGGGAGCGCUGAAACAGGCGCAACGAGGCCGCUGGCGUUUGGCUCACCCGUCACCGAGCUCCGAAUCGCCAGACGAGGACGCACCGGCAGAUCCGAUCUCCGAUUUCUUAUCCUCUACCGGGAAGACUUCGUCGGAUGACAUGCUCGAUCCCCGGGACAUUGUCAUUGAGACCGAGGGCGUGGGACCCAAAUACACCUACGUCCUUUACCUGUCCCUUCGGUCAUCUUCGACGACAGCCCGCUCUGGCGAAACACCGCUUAAUACGUCGAAAAAUACCAAACUGGCCUGGAAGGGAUACUGGAGCUAUAACCAGCUUACAGACGACUGGGCGGAGUUCAGACUACGAAAUGACCGACCAUUUGUAUUUCGACGUGUUCGGGGGUGGGGUUUGAGCUAGGAGAGAUUGAUUCUCUAUUCAUUGAUAGACUAUAAAUGAGACUGAAGCAAAGUGCAGGAAUUGAAUGUUUAGGGAUGGCUUACAGAUAUACGGCGUAUAUGGGCGCGCACCUGGGAUUUGGACCAUUGGAAUAGUUGAGCAAAUCUAUAAAUAUAAAGCAGAAUAGAAGCAGAAU